Messenger RNA from Oreochromis niloticus (Nile tilapia), 766 nucleotides. Its product is annotated as 40S ribosomal protein S17. The transcript has 5 exons. Gene Ontology annotation, molecular function: structural constituent of ribosome. Gene Ontology annotation, biological process: translation. Gene Ontology annotation, cellular component: ribosome. The coding region runs from base 151 to 555 and encodes 134 amino acids. NCBI's taxonomy places the organism in Eukaryota, Metazoa, Chordata, Actinopteri, Cichliformes, Cichlidae. The record is from RefSeq and is a predicted model, not a curated record.
UUGUAGAGACGUGCAUGUUGGAGGUUGUUGUUUAGCUUACGGUCGGAGGGGUCGCUGCAGGGACAGAACGUUUCUGUUUUCAACUUCCGCCCGAGGGUUCAAGCUUCCACCGGAAGUGUGCUUGUUCUCUUUUACCAGGGCCGAUCCAACAUGGGACGAGUCAGGACCAAGACGGUGAAAAAGGCUGCCAGGGUCAUCAUCGAAAAAUACUACACCCGGCUGGGAAAUGACUUCCACACCAACAAGAGGGUGUGCGAAGAGAUAGCCAUCAUCCCCAGCAAGAAGCUCCGCAACAAGAUCGCUGGGUAUGUAACACAUCUGAUGAAGAGGAUUCAGAGGGGUCCAGUCAGAGGAAUCUCCAUCAAACUGCAGGAGGAAGAGAGAGAGAGGAGGGACAACUAUGUACCAGAGGUGUCUGCUUUGGACCAGGAGCUGAUUGAAGUUGAUCCCGACACCAAGGAGAUGCUGAAACUGCUGGACUUUGGCAGCCUGUCCAACCUGCAGGUCACCCAACCUACUGUCGGCAUGAACUUCAAGCAGCCCCGAGGAGUCUAAGCUCUGUACAGUAUCUUCCCAAUAAAAUCCAUUUGGGACAAAGAGCUCUGCUGUAGGACUGUUGAUUUGUGGACAUCCGUUUUGCGUGUUUUCUCUCUCCAAACUUGAGGUGUUAAGCUAUCCUUUUCUCAUAAGUGUAGGACCAGUUGGGUGAAACUAAAUAAACCCCAUCAAUUAUUGGCUGAAAAUGCAAUUAUGUUUGUAAAUUUGA